Molecule: messenger RNA, 1914 nt
Organism: Triticum turgidum subsp. durum (durum wheat)
Lineage: Eukaryota; Viridiplantae; Streptophyta; Magnoliopsida; Poales; Poaceae
Source: the annotation of a GenBank genome assembly
AUGGUCAGGUGGUUGACCCGCUUCUUCCACUACCUCGACCGCUACUAUGUUUCGCGCAAGUUGCUUCUGCCGCUCAAAGAGCUCGGCUUGAGCUGCUUCCAUGAUCUAGUUUUCGACGGGCUAAAAACGACAUUGACGACGAUUGUUAUCGACAUGGUUGAUAAUGAGAGGGAAGGCCAGCUUAUAGACCGUGCUCUUCUGAAGGAUGUUGUUGGUAUCUAUCUCGAAAUUGGACAGGGUAGUGUCGGCCUCUAUGAGCUCGAUUUCGAGAAAGCUUUUUGCAAGGGUACCAAAGAUUACUAUUCUAAAAAGGCGCAAAUCUGGAUGUCGGAGGAUUCCUGCCCUGAAUACAUGCUCAAGGUCGAGGACAGCUUACAGAAAGAGAAAGAGCGAGUAGGCCAUUACUUGCAUGCUUCAACUGAAGAGAAGUUGCUAGAGGGUACUAUAUUGGAACUCAUAAGUUGGCGCGCAGAAGAAAUUUUGUACAAGGAAAAUUCUGGAUGCAGAGUGUUGCUUUUAGAUGGAAAGUCUGAGGAUCUAUCAAGAAUGUACAGGCUCUUUUCCAAGAUAGACGUUGGGCUGUUUCAUGUAUCGAAAAUAUUUAAGGAGCAUGUCAAGGAAGAGGGCAUGUCCUUGUUGAAACAUGCAGCAGAUGCUGCCAACGGCACAAAGAAUAAGAAGAAGGAAGCUGUGGGUUCGCCGGAGCAGGAAUUUGUGCGGAAAGCGAUUGAGCUCCACGACAAACAGCUAGCAUAUGUCACCGACUGUUUCCAAAACAACUCAGCAUUUCAUAAGGCUCUUAAGGCGGCUUUCGAAGACUUUUGCAACAAAGAUGUUGCUGGUUGCACAAGUGCUGAGUCGCUCGCAUCAUUCUGCGAUAGCAUCUUGCGGAAAGGUGGAAGCGAAAAGCUAAGCGACGAAGUCGUAGAAGAUACCCUUGAUAAGGUUGUGACCAUUCUCUCAUACAUCAGUGAUAAGGAUCUCUUUGUUGAGUUUCACAGGAAGAAGCUUGGAAAGAGAUUGCUCUUUGAUAAGAGUGCCAAUAACGAACACGAGCGAAGCCUCCUUUCCAAGCUCAAGCAGUACUUUGGGGGACAGUUUACUGCAAAAAUGGAGGGCAUGCUCACUGACGUGUCAACAGCAAGAGACCAUCAGACAGCGUUUGAAGAGUACAUGAGAGACAAACUACCAAAUCAUCGUGUAGACUUCAGUGUUACUGUUCUGACGACAGGAUUCUGGCCAAGUUACAAAACUUCAAACAUAAAUCUACCUUCCGAGAUGAUUAAAUGCGUCGAGAUUUUCAAAGAUCAUUACAAUUCGAAACAGAAAUCCAGAAGGCUCACUUGGAUCUAUUCCAUGGGAAAUUGCAAUAUCGUUGCAAAGUUUGACGCUAAACCUAUCGAGCUUAUUGUUACAACAUAUCAGGCUGCGAUGCUUCUGCUAUUCAACGGAUCUGAACGACUAACUUACUCUGAGAUUGUGACACAACUAAAUCUGCCCGAUGACGACGCCGUGCGCCUGCUCCAUUCACUCUCAUGUGCAAAGUAUAAGAUUCUUAACAAAGUGCCAAGCAACCGAACAAUUUCUCCAAGUGACGUCUUUCAGGUCAACCACAAAUUUACCGACAAAAUGAGGAGGAUAAAGGUACCACUUCCUCCGACUGACGAGAAGAAGAAGGUUGUCGAGGAUGUCAACAAGGACAGGAGGUUCUCAAUCGAUGCGAGCAUCGUGCGCAUCAUGAAGAGCCGCAAGGUCAUGGGCCAUCAGCAACUCGUUGCGGAGUGCGUUGAGCAGCUCAGCCGCAUGUUCAAGCCUGACAUCAAGAUUAUCAAGAGGAGGAUCGAGGAUCUUAUCAGCAGGGAAUACUUGGAACGAGAUCUGGAGACUGCAAACACCUACAGAUACUUAGCUUGA